Messenger RNA from Staurois parvus, 300 nucleotides. Lineage: Eukaryota; Metazoa; Chordata; Amphibia; Anura; Ranidae. The record is from the annotation of a GenBank genome assembly.
CUGGCAGGGGAGUGCAGGAACGGAGUCUGAUGGGAAGAGGCAGGCAGACUUACUAAAGGUGAUCCGUGCGGGAUGGAUGGAUCACAGGCCCGGGUCGGUAUCGUGCGGGCAGCGUGGUACAGGAGGAGCAAGCAGAGAAUAGUCGGGGUCACAAGCCAGGUUCAGCAGGUAGCGGGCAGCGCGGUACGUGGAUCAGGCAGAAGGAUGGUCAGGCAAGCCAGGGGUUCAACAGGAGACAGUCAGCAGAGGUCAGGAUCAAAGCAGGGUCAGCAACGAGGCAGGAACACAGGAUACCAGGUA